AUGCAGUUUGUCAAGUUCUACCUUGUUCUGCGCCGACACAGCCUUCGGAUGCACCUGCGCGAGUGGUUUGUGAGACCCAAGCUGCAUGAAUCUUGGUACAACAGCUAUGUGGCCCGCCGACGACGAGCGAAAAAGAACGAUUGUGAACAGGUCCAAAAGCAACUGCUGGGCGUCCAGCAGAUCGUCGCCAGCGAGGGCGCCUUUGCAGCCAUCCGAGCAGAUCGACGGGUGGUGACUUGGGGAGAUCCAACGUGCGGAGGUGAUAGCAGCAAGGUGCAGAAUCAACUGAACGAUGUGCGACAGAUUUGCGCGACCACAUUGGCCUUUGCCGCCUUGCUGGGCGACGGCAGCAUCGUGGCCUGGGGCGAUCCCAGAUUUGGUGGAAGCACUCGACGAGUGCAGAGCCAGCUGCAGGGGGUGAAGCAGGUCUUCAGCAAUGAACUGGCCUUUGCUGCAGUGCUGGAGAGCGGCCAAGUGGUCACCUGGGGAAACUACCAUUCUUGUGUACGAAGCCCCUUGAUCCAAAAUCAACUCAAAGAUGUGCAGCAGAUUUCGGGAUCUUGCGGGGCCUUUGCAGCCCUCCUUCAGGAUCGAACGGUUGUGACAUGGGGUAGUGCCUCCUCUGGAGGUGAUAGCAGGAGUGUUCAAGAGAGGCUGAAAAACGUGCACGAGAUUUGUGCGGGUCGUUAUGCUUUCGCAGCCAUCCUGUCAGAUCGAACGGUGGUCACUUGGGGCUUAUCCAAGCUCGGAGGCAACAGCAAGAAAGUUCAAGACCGUCUUCAAAACGUCCAACAGAUUUGCAGCUCGCGCUGUGGUGCUUUUGCCGCUAUUUUGAUGGACGGGACGCUGGUGACUUGGGGCGAUCCAGAGUGUGGUGGUGACCGGCUGCAUCGGGGAAUGUUCACCGGAUCCUGUGGGCAUUUGAGGACUUUGUAG
Messenger RNA from Durusdinium trenchii, 936 nucleotides. NCBI's taxonomy places the organism in Eukaryota, Dinophyceae, Suessiales, Symbiodiniaceae. The record is from the annotation of a GenBank genome assembly.